This is a messenger RNA of Podarcis lilfordi (Lilford's wall lizard), 3546 nucleotides long. The record is from the annotation of a GenBank genome assembly. NCBI's taxonomy places the organism in Eukaryota, Metazoa, Chordata, Lepidosauria, Squamata, Lacertidae.
AUGUCGGGAAGAAAAUAUAUAGCCCGGUCGUUCUCUGAAGAAUCGCGAUUGGGGGUUGGGGGAGCCCGAGUAAUGAACAAGAACUGUAGCAUGUGCUUAAGUGCCGCUCACAACCAAGGGGGACCGGAGUGCUGGGUGAGGACGGAGAGCAAAGAGGAGGAGAGCAAGAAAUGCAACGCCAAGGUAGGGAAGCGCCCUGGGCUGGAGAAGAGCUCUAAGCAGGGAGACACCUCCCUUCCCCCACCCCGUCCCUUCCGGGACUGCGGAAGACGCGCUCGGGACUCGGGAUCCCCUGCGAGCCGAAAGCGCGCCCAGCGCAGCCCCGGAGCCAAUCCCGACUAGCUCCCCAGGCCACCCCGCUUUCGGGCUGCUGCGCAUCCUUCCCCGGACGGGCAGCAUCCCCGGCCGAGGCAGGAAGGUGUCCGGGGCCGGCGAGCGCUCCGGCAGCCGGACCCGGCGCGUGAGAGAAGCCCGCCAGGAUGCGGCUCUUGCGGCACCAAGCAGCGCCCGCCCAGCAGCGCCUCCCGCCCGUCUGCGCUGCCUCCAUCCGCGAGGGACUCCCCGGAGACGGAGUUCCCUCGGAAACCCCGAGGCGGGCGGGCGGUGGGAUCUCCUCCCUCGGCCGCCCCGCCACCUCGGCGCGCCCCUGUCGCGGGAAGAGGCGGAAGAGGCCUCUGCGGAUGCACCUACCCGGGCGGCGGCGGCGGCGGGGAGGGAGGUGGGCGAGGAGGCCCCGGCGCAGGUGCUUGGCGGCGAUCCGGGACGCGGCUGGGCUGGGCUCAGCUCCGCCUCUCGGCGCUCGCCUCCAUGGAAGCGUCGCGGCGCCGGCUGCUCUUCCUCCUCUUCCUCCGGCUGCGCCGGCUGCUGCUGCUUGUGCCGCCGCCGCCGCCGCGGCAGCUGCAGACCCAGUGUGCCAGCGAAGAGGGACCCAUAGCGCGGCUGCGGGGCCCGACUGCACAUGCUCCCUCUCCUGCCCCCGCCCCCUCGCUUAACCCUUCCGCUGCCGCGCCUGCAAGAGGAGGGGGCGCGGCGCGGGGGGAGCGAAGGCGGGCGGGCGCCUCCGCCGCCGGGUCUCCUUCGCGGGCGGGGCCCGGCUCUCUUCCGCCGCCCGAAAGCGCCCCCGCCGCUCCGGCCCACUCGUUCGCCGCCGCUGCCCGGAUUGGCUUGGCGAGGCGCAGCCCGCGAAGGGUUACUUCUUCUCCUUCGAGUCCUUUGUCAGCUACAUCCGCUUGCUUUGAAUAAUUUACCCGGCAGAUUUGCAGGCGGCGCGUUCCUUCCGUCCGGCAACCGGCAAGAGGCCCAGAAUCUCCGGGAGUCCCGAGGCCAGAGGAUGGGCCUGUACGUGACCCGCCUGUGAGUCAACCAUGCCAAGGCUUGCGGUGUGCUGGAGACGAUGUGGGAAGAGAGACGAAUCCUCCCUUGGCCAACAUGCCCCGGAGCUGCCUGCCAUCUAUCCUGUUCUCAUAGUGACCCAGGGAUGUAUGGGAUAAAUACAUGCAUUACCUGGUACCUCCCCACCUGCUGCUAGGAGUCCUGGGGGAUAAGGUUAUCUAUGGCUACUGGAGAGGGUGGAAUUUGGCAUGGGCAUAACCAGGAUUUUUGUUAGGGGGGAAGAGAAACUCAGAUUUGUAUUGAUUUUAGAUUUUUAUUGAUUAUGGGGGGCAGCUGCUCCCUCCGCCCCCUCCCUUGGCUACGCCCAUGGGCUUUCGUCAUCUUCGGUAAAAGUGCCCUAAGCGAGGCCAAAAUGGAUCUUCUCAGUUAUGGCUCUUCUCAGUUUUGCCCCCUUCGUUUUGGGACCCUGCACAGGGGAACUGCCCGCACUGCCCAAAAUCCGAUGCUGGCUGCUGGCCACAAUGUCUAUGUUCUGCCUCCGCUGUCAGAGGCAGCACGGCUCUGAAUACCGGUUGCUGGAGGUCGCAGGUAGGGAGAAUGCUGUUGCACUCAAGUCCUGCCUGCGGGUUUUCCUUGGGUAUCUGGGCUGGCCCCUAUGAAAACAGGAUGCUGAGUUAGAUAGGCCACUGACCUGGUCCAGUAGGGCUCUUCUUAUGAAAUACUGUACAGGAACCAGGAGAAGAUCUCUGGUCUGUUAUGUCUGUGCUGCAAUUCAGUGCUAUAUCUAUAGCUCUUCAUAAAGGCCAGAGAAACUCACUUGGACUCAAUAUUCCUAUGUGGCAUAAUAUAUUUUUAACACACUCUCAGCAAAGCUGGGAGACACAAGCAAAAGGGAGAUGUGCUCUUGUGUAGCUUCCAGUCAUUUCAUAAACUCAUAGAAUUGUAGGGUUGGAAGGGUUCCCAAGGGUUAUCCAGUCCAACCACCUGCAAUAUGGGAAUCUCAGCUAAAGCAUCCAUGACAGAUGGCCAUCCAACCCCUGCUUUAAAUCCCACAAUGGAGAGCUCACCACCUUCCAAGGGAGGCCAUUCCACUGUCAAAAGAAGCUCUUACAAUCAGAAAGUUCUCCCAGAUAUUUAGUUUCUUGUAACUGGAAGCCAUUGGUUCAAGUUCUGCCCUCCAGAGCAGGAGUAAACAAGCUUGCUCCAUCUUCCCUGUGACAUUACUUGAGAUAUUUGAAGAUGGCUAUCAUAUUGCCUCUCAGUCUCCUCUUUACCAGGCCUAAACAUACCCAACUCCCUCAACUGUUCCUCAUAAGGCUUGGUUUCCAGACCCUUGAUCAUCUUGGUUGCCCUCCUCUGCACAAGUUCCAGGUUGCCCGUGUCCUUCUUAAAUUGUAGUGCCCAGAACUGGACACAGUACUCCAGGUGUGAUCUGAUUAAGGCAGAAUAGAGAGGUACUAUUACUUCCCUUGAUUUCUGUUGAUGCAGCCUAGAAUAGCAUUAGCCUUUUUUGUUGCUGUAUCACACUGUUGACUCACAUUAAGCUUGUGGUCUACAAAGAUCCAUAGACUUUCACAUAUACUUCUGGCAAGCCAGGUGUUCCCCAUCUUAUAUUAGUGCAGCUGGUUCUCCCUGCCUAAGUACAGAACCUUAUAUUUGCCCUUAUUGAAAUGCAUUUUGUUAGGUUGGGCUCAGUUCUUCAAUCUGUUAAGGUUAUUUUGAAUCCCGAUUCUGGCUUCUGCUGCAUUAGGUAUCCCUCCCAGUUUGGCAUCAUCUGCACAUUUGAUGAGCAUCCCCUCAGUUCCUUCAUGCAAGUUGUUUCAGUAGGAUUUGGGUAGAGACUUCCAUGGGUGCCUGCACUCCCAAGUAAUUUACUCUUAGAAAAGUAUUUGGCUGUUUAAAUGAAAUUUUACCUUCACUACAGGCCAUCUGUUUUGCUGAACUGACACUCUCGUGCUAUACCCUUCGCUGCAACUAAAACCCAGCUAUUCAAGUUCUGAAAAAUGUUGCCCAGUUACUCCAAUAUGAAAUUAUGCAGUUGUUAGAGGCCUGAUCUUGUUGAUUAGCAGCUGCUGUGUUCUGUUUUGUAGGUGACUGACCAGUCUGAACUAGAAAUUUACCACUGUAAUCUCUCUAUUCCAGCUACUUGAAAUUAGAGAUAAAAAGCAUCCCCAGUGCCAUGUCACAUCAACAUGUCAUAAAGAAGAGUUCUAA